AAACUCUUUAAUGGCGGCAGCGAAAAAGGGUUUCGAUGAAGACCCAUUUCCCGUCGAGAGUUUUACUCGGUUUCUAGAUUCCGAAGACGAUGCGAGCCUUGAUAUGGUAGGAACUGGAAGCUUUAUCUUUCCUGCUAAGAACGGUCCUAAGAUGCUCUGUUUUGGGAAUCCAUGCAACCAAGGUGAGAAAGGGUUUGAUGAGUACGGGAUGAUCGCUCAGAGGUCGAGAAUCACUGUUAGUGAUUGUUCUUCGGUUUCAUCUAGCAACCACAAUAGCACAGGUAGCUUCUCCAACCCAAAGACGAAGUCCCAAAGCGGAGAAGCAAAGAUAGAGCAGAAGAAGCGAAAUGGGUUGAGCCUGGGAUCAGUUCCUAGUUCGAUCUUGGUCUCAGGAGAUUCAAGUGGUAACAAGAAGACGAGUAAGAAAGUUAAAACAGAGAACCUUACCUCAACGAGGCCUGCAAAGGCGAGGAAAGAGAAGCUUGGCGAUCGGAUUACAGCAUUGCAACAACUUGUUUCUCCUUUUGGGAAGACAGAUACGGCUUCUGUUCUUCAUGAAGCAAUGGGAUAUAUCAAAUUUCUGCAUGACCAAGUUCAGGUUUUGAGUUCUCCAUAUAUGCAGGGAUUGCCUUCAUCUGGGCAUGGGCGGAAUCUGCAUGAGGAAAGAGGAGGAGGAGGAGAAGAAGAAGAAACAAAAUACGAACUGAGGAGCAGAGGUCUGUGCCUGGUACCAGUUGCUUGCACGGUUCACAUGGCCAACAGUAAUGGAGCUGAUUACUGGUCGUUUGCCAUGGCAUCUAACUCUUCCAAUUCCAACCCCAAACAAUGAAAAUCUUCUUAUACAUGUAAAA
Telopea speciosissima is the source of this 851-nucleotide messenger RNA. RefSeq names its product transcription factor bHLH113. Gene Ontology annotation, biological process: regulation of transcription by RNA polymerase II. Gene Ontology annotation, molecular function: RNA polymerase II cis-regulatory region sequence-specific DNA binding; protein dimerization activity; DNA-binding transcription factor activity, RNA polymerase II-specific. The record is from RefSeq and is a predicted model, not a curated record. The transcript is spliced from 8 exons. Gene Ontology annotation, cellular component: nucleus. Lineage: Eukaryota; Viridiplantae; Streptophyta; Magnoliopsida; Proteales; Proteaceae. Bases 11 to 829 code for a protein of 272 amino acids.